Molecule: messenger RNA, 2403 nt
Organism: Aureobasidium uvarum
Lineage: Eukaryota; Fungi; Ascomycota; Dothideomycetes; Dothideales; Saccotheciaceae
Source: the annotation of a GenBank genome assembly
AUGUCCUUCCAGGAUCACGGCAAAAGAGGCAUCUUCGACUUCUUGGAGGAAUUCUUCCAACACAAGGGUAAAACCACCCCCACCGGCUCCAAAUACUCACAGGAUGGCAAAUGUGGUCCCAACAAUGGCAAUCUCUUGUGUGAUCCUGAUAGCACGGCAUACAAAGGAACAUGCUGUUCUUCAUAUGGAUGGUGCGGUGACACUCCUGCCCAUUGUGGAAGCGGCUGUUCCUCUGGCUGUUCUUCUAGUUCAGCUGUCAAGCCUUCUGUUACAACUUCGAGUUCAGCAGCUGCUAAGCUUCCUGUCUCAAGUUCGACCAUCGUCAGAGCAGCACCUUCCGCGUCCGGUGCUGCUCCUCGGGAUGACGGUAGAUGUGGUCCUGACUUCAACAAUGCAUUGUGUGAUCCGAAUGGCGCAUACGGUGGCUGUUGCUCCUCUUAUGGAUACUGCGGCAAUACCGAUAGCCACUGCUUGGCUGCCAAUGGAUGCAUUUCUGGCUGUAAGAGCGCAGCAUCGACAAGCGCACCUCCGACUUCUGCGGUCAUAUCGUCCGUCGCUCCUUCCAACGUAGUUUCGGCUGCUCCUUCAAGCACGACUGGUGAGCCGAUCAUAUCGGCAGCGUCCUCCUCUGCUGGUAGUGCCCCUACAGGUACAGUGACUAAGGAUGGCACUUGCGGUGCUACCUAUGACAACACUGUCUGUGGUGACUGGACUCAAGGUAGCUGCUGCUCUAUGUAUGGAUACUGCGGGAACAGCACUGCUCAUUGUGGAGAUGGAUGCCAGAGUGGGCCUUGUCUGAACGGCGCCGUCGUCGCAGCUCCUGGACCCAGUCCUGCACCUGUUAAUGCUAAUCCUGGAUCCUUCAACAUCGUCGGCGAUAGUGGGGCUCCUGCUAUGCAUGCCGGCCUCCUCCCCAACGGCAAAGUGGUCUUCCUUGACAAAGUGGAGAACUAUACACAGAUCAAGCUUCCCAAUGGCCAGUACGCAUACUCUACCGAGUACGAUCCUGCUACCAAUAAAUACACUCCUUUGGCGUACAAGACUAAUGCCUUCUGCGCCGGUGGUUCCUUCCUCGCUAAUGGGCAAUUCAUCUCUCUCGGUGGUAACGCUCCCCUGGACUUCAUUGACCCUACUGUGGGAGAUGGCUUUGACGCCAUCCGUUAUCUGACCCGUUCUCCUUCUGACGCUUCGCUGGAUGGGCAAGAUUGGAGUGAGCCGGGCAACAAACUCAGCAGUAAGCGAUGGUAUCCCUCAGUACAAACACUUCCCGAUGGCAGACUCUUUGUUGCCAGUGGAUCUUUGAACGGGCUCGACCCCACCGUGCCUGCCAACAACAACCCGACGUACGAAAUUCUGGACAAGAAUGGCAAGUCAUCUGGUUUCUCGAUCCCUAUGGAGAUUCUGGUCAAGAACCAACCUUACUACAUGUACCCAUUCAUGCACCAGCUCAAGGACGGCUCGCUUUUCGUCUUUGUCUCUAAGUCAUCGGAACUCUUCAACGUCGACACCAACACCACCGUAAGGACUUUUGCAGAUCUUCCUGGCGACUACCGCACCUACCCCAAUACUGGCGGCUCGGUCCUGCUUCCUCUGUCCUCUGCAAACGACUGGAACCCCGAUAUCGUCAUCUGCGGCGGCGGUGCAUACCAAGACAUUACUUCGCCCACCGACCCCAGCUGCGGCCGCAUACAACCUCUCUCCACAAACGCCAGAUGGGAAAUGGACGCAAUGCCCCAAGGCCGCGGCAUGGUAGAAGGCACGCUGCUACCAGAUGGCACAGUCGUCUUCGUCAACGGCGGCAACGAAGGCGCCCAAGGCUUUGGCCUCGCCCGCGAUCCAACCUUCGAAGCCCUGAUCUACGAUCCGGCCAAACCUCUCGGUCAACGCUUCACCACCGGCGCCUCAUCCACUAUCCCUCGCCUCUAUCACUCCGUAGCUCUGCUGCUUCUUGACGGCACUUUGAUGGUCGCAGGCUCGAACCCAGUCGAGCAACCCAUCCUCAAACCCACCACCCAAGAUCCCUACGUCACUGAAUUUCGUGUCGAGAUCUACACACCUCCCUACCUGAGCGGCGACAACGCGAACAAGCGGCCCACAAACAUUGCCUUGUCCUCAAAGUCCCUCCAAGCAAACUCCCAAACCUUCAACAUCGAGUUUAGGGUCCCUGUGGGUGCCAAAAGCGUCAAGGUGUCGCUGUACCACGGAGGUUUUGUCACGCAUUCUGUGCACAUGAGUCACCGUAUGUUGUUCUUGGAUACUGUGGGUUGGAAGGAUGGGGCUGCGCAGCAGACACUUACUGUGACUAUGCCGCCGAGUGCCAACAUUGCGCCUCCCGGUCCGUAUGUGGUGUAUGUGGUUGUGGAUGGUGUGCCUGGUAUCGGUCAGUUUGUGCAGGUGUCUUGA